Molecule: messenger RNA, 1995 nt
Organism: Aureobasidium subglaciale EXF-2481
Lineage: Eukaryota; Fungi; Ascomycota; Dothideomycetes; Dothideales; Saccotheciaceae
Exons: 6
Coding region: 261-1877 (538 amino acids)
Biological process (GO): transmembrane transport; carbohydrate transport
Cellular component (GO): membrane
Molecular function (GO): carbohydrate:proton symporter activity
Source: RefSeq, a predicted model, not a curated record
UGACAUUGGUGAUGUUGGGCUAGAAUAGUGUUUUCCAAGGCUCGGUAAGCUUCAACGGUUCCCCUUCUGCAAGCGGAGGGCUCGCCUCCGUCUUCAUCUGCCCAAAUUGAUCACUCCGGGGUCAACACGCGGGGUGCAUGCAGAUCUAUAACUAUAGACCACAUCCCCACAGUCAACUCGACACAUCUUCACUCCAGAUCUCCGAUCAUUUAUCACUACCAUAUUCAUAUUCUCGUGCUUCACAGAGACUCACCUUCAUCAUGACGAUGGACGAGAAGAAUGUUGUCCAAGACCUUGCACAGGUCGAUACUCGCGAUGAUGAACACAUCGAAACCAUUGCUGGCAGUACCGCCUUCAACGAUGCCUUGAUGAGAGAACAUCCCAAAUUGAUGAACCCAACGACCCUUUUGCUCUUUGCAUGCACCCUCCUUGGUUGUCUGUGCCAGACCAUGAACGGUUACGACGGAAGUCUUCUCAAUGGUCUGCUUGCCAACCCACAAUUCAGAACUUUCUUCCACGGAAGUAAUGCCGGCAUCUGGGCUGGUAUCGUUUCAUCCAUGUACCAAAUCGGUGGUGUUGUCGCACUUCCAUUUGUUGGUCCUGCUAUCGACACAUGGGGCAGACGCUGGGGAAUGUUUAUUGGUGCCUUCAUCAUCGCUGUUGGUACCAUCAUCUCUGGCACAACUUUCAACGAUGCGAAUGUCAAGCAAUUCAUGGGAGGAAGAUUUGUGCUCGGUUUCGGUGUCUCUAUCGCUUCCUCUGCUGGCCCCAUCUACGUCGUUGAGAUGUCCCACCCUGCGUACCGUGGCAAGGUCACAGCGUACUGUAACACCUUCUGGUUUACUGGCAACAUUGUCGCAGCUGGUGCCGUCAGAGGUGCUCUCAAUCUUUCCGGUAACUCGUCUUGGCUCGUGCCUGUCUGGCUCCAGAUGGCCUGCCCUUUGAUCAUCUGCCUCUUCGUCUGGCUCAUCCCUGAAUCGCCACGUUGGCUCUACGUGAACAACAAGCAAGACUCUGCCAUCUCGACUCUUGCAAAAUGGCAUGGACAAGGCAACACUGAGAGCGCGUGGGUCAAGCUCCAGCUCUCCGAGUACGAAGACUUCUUGAACCUGGAUGGUGCCGACAAGAGAUGGUGGGACUACAGUGCUUUGUUCAAGAAGCGCAGCUCUCGCUACAGACUUGCAUGUAAUUGCGCGUUCAGUAUCUUCGCUCAGUGGGCUGGAAAUGCUGUCUUGAGUUACUUCAUCUCCGCCGUCCUUGACACUGCUGGCUACCACAAGGCAAUUGAACAGACCAACAUCAAUUUGGGCUAUGGAUGUUUCCAAUUCCUGUUCGCACUCAUGGGAUCCGCAUUUGUCGACAAGUUCGGAAGACGACCUCUGAUGAUCGGUGCCAUGGCUGGUUGUGCUGUCGUCUGGAUCGGCAUGACCACUGCCAGUGGCAUGUUCAACGAGACUGGUGACCCGAGUGCCGCCAAGGCUACCGUCGCCAUGAUCUUCAUGUUCGGUGCGAUCUUCUCCUUCGGUCUCACUCCACUCCAAGCUCUAUACCCUGUCGAGGUCCUGUCCUUUGAGAUGCGUGCCAAGGGUAUGGCUUUCUCCAGUCUGGCUGUCAAUGCCGGUGGUCUGCUCAACCAGUUCGCUUGGCCUGUGUCGCUUAAGAACAUUGGUUGGAAGACGUACAUCAUCUUCAUCAUCUGGUGCACAGUCCAGGCUGUCAUCAUUUACUUCUUCUUCCCAGAGACCAGAAACCGCACUCUCGAGGAACUUGAUGACAUCUUUGAGGCUCCCAACCCAGUUAAGAAGUCUCUUGAGAAGAAGCAAGUUAUUGUUAGCGAGCAACAUGGUGUCGCCGUGAUUGAAAAGGUUCUGGCUUAGUCGCACAAGCUCAGUAUGACUUGAGAUGUUUGAUGAAGGAUGUUCGGUAUCGAGUAGCUGUUCCAGGAUACGGACGUAUAUAUGCAAUUUAGCAAACACUGACUUGUGUUCUUUUCAC